AUGAAUGAUUGGGUUUGUUUUAAAAUUGUUAGAUGUGAGUGUGAUACUAUUAAUGAUAAUCUUAAUAGUAGUGUUAGUAUGAUGUGUGAAGAAGAUAUUGAUGAUGUAUUAGAUAAAAAUACUUUCUUUGCAAACAUCUUUGCAAUAAUGAAUAAAAUUUAUAAUUGCGACUUGUGUGAUGAUGAAAUGAGUAAAUCAGUAGUGGCUACCACUGGUGAUGGUGGCAACAACAGCGGUGCGUCAAGUCCACCAUUGUCAAACAAAAAGACACCGAAGCGAUACUUGCACAACUAUGGAAGAUACUCUAGUAUCUAUCAACACCCUUUAGCACUGUGGGCAGAGAAGUGGUGGCGUCGUGCCAUUUCAAUCACAAUGAUCGCACUGGUGUUUGUGGUGCUCACUGCAUUGUUCCCCGUGUUGGCAGUGGCCGCACUCAUCGCCGAUAUUGUACUCUAUAAGAAGCGUAACGGUUUCAACUACGUUCGUGUUUUAGCAUUUUUCGAGACCUACCUGGUGAUCGAGUUCAUUGCGAUCAUCUCUUGUCUUAUCAUCUACAUUCUCUACAUGAUUAGCUUGGUGGUUGCCGGUGGCGAUCGUGAUCGUUCGCGUUGGGACCGCUGGAACUUCUGGUACCAAUCGUGGUGGGGUGGUGUCAUGCUCUUUGGUUGGAGCAUGCGUGCCAUGGGACUUUCGGUUCAGAUCGAAAUCAAGGGUGGUGAAGAAGACUUUAUUGCGCCAUGGAGCGACGCCAACAUUCGUGAGCGUGUCGCCAAAGCCAUCGGUAUCAAUCCAAAGAUUAUGUUUUUGAGACAUGCUAGUUUUGCCGAUACUCUAGUUCCACAAGGUAUAUUAUCACACUUUUUCCAUCUUAGAUACAUUGUCAAGCAAGAGUUGCUCUGGGAUCCAGGCUUAGAUAUUUCAGGUUCGAGAACACCAAACUUUUUCCUCUUCAGAGAUGCCGGUGCCGAAGGUAUGGAUAUUGAAAUGGAAGCAAUCAAGAAUUUAGUUAGAGAUUUCAAACCAAAGGUAAUAAUUGUAGAAGCAAGUUGUAUCGAUUUAUAUGGUAAUGAAGUUACUUGUAUUUGGCCAGAGGGAACUAGAUUCUCAAAGUCAAAGAGAGAGAAAGUAUUGGAAAGCUUGAAAAAGAAGGACGAUCCAAAGUAUGAGUUUGCUUCAAAACUCAAGCACACUCUUUUACCAAGAGUUGGUGGUGCUCUUGCUCUUUUAGAAUCAAAUACAUGUGGUGAUGUUUAUGAGGAUAUUCCAAAGACCAGACAAGAGAGAAUCGAUUGGAUCCUCAAGAACUGGGUCGAUAUCGAUACUUGGGUAGAGCAACAACAACAACUCGAAAAAUCCGAAUCGAAAAAGAAAUUCAACUAA
Molecule: messenger RNA, 1380 nt
Organism: Heterostelium album PN500
Lineage: Eukaryota; Evosea; Eumycetozoa; Acytosteliales; Acytosteliaceae
Exons: 8
Coding region: 1-1380 (459 amino acids)
Cellular component (GO): endomembrane system
Molecular function (GO): acyltransferase activity
Source: RefSeq, a predicted model, not a curated record